CGCCAUUUAAAAGAUCCCGCCUCCCCUGCCGCGUUCUUUUUUAACCCCCUCUCCUCGUCGCUUCUCACCGCGCCCACCACUGGACGGCGACCAGAUCGGCCGGAGGGGAAGAAAAAUUAUCUGGGCUAAACAACUCGGGCGGGGCUGAGGCGUCGCCAGUUGCGCCAUUCUUUCGGCCCCGUUUCCUCGCGUGCACAUGGCCCCGCCCCCGCGGGCGCCAUUCCUUGCACCCGCUGCCGCCCCCGUGCAUUUUAUAACUAUUCCCGUCACAUGGCCGCUGCGCCUUGCCCGCCCCGUUCGCUCGCUGCCAUUAGAUCCUCCUCCUCCUCCCCCUCGCCUCCCUCUGCCCUGCGUCGCACCGCAUUGACCCCCCCCCCCCUGCCUCCCCCUUGCUGCUCACGUCCUGCUCCGCUUGCUCUCGCCGUCCCGUCCAGUGGCGUCGCGUGUGGCCGUGGAGAGUUGCCGCCGGGGAGGAAGGGUGUCUCGUCAGAGCUCGCUUUGCUGUUCUUUUGAGAUAAGAAGCAGUUUCUGGCUCUAUCUCAAUUAGUUGGCAUUUGGCAAAAGCGUUACAGUACUAAUUGUGCCAUCCUCAGAGCACCAGGAACAUUGAAAUUUCAACUGAGAAUUGGUUUUUAUCAGCUAUAUUCUGCAACAACGUCUGUUGGGUGCUACAAUCAGCUAAUGUUUGACUAAAAUUUCGAUGUGACCGGGUAACACUAGUGCUGGUUAAUCGAGAAAGAUGGGGGACGAAUACCUGGCUGAGCCUGAGGAUGAGGUUGCACCAUCGAUGUGGCCUGAGAACAUAGGAGAUAAACACCAGAAGCAGUUCAGAAUGGAGACCUUUCGGAAGGAUCUGGAUGCUCUCAAGGAUGUUAAAUUUGAUGAGAAGCCUGUUCAUGUGGAUUUCCAACGGCUUAUGGAAAUGGCAGAUUCUGGAAAAAGUGUUUCUCAAAUGCAAUACUUUGUGAAGCACUGGGAAUAUAAGAGGGCCAAUGCUGCUCGGCUUCUUGAGGAAGAGCUUGGUCUUCUUUGCCAACAGAGGAAAGAGAUUGAACAAAAAAAGCAACAAAUUUUGGAGGAGCAACGAAUUCAGGAUGAAAGUUAUUAUGCUGCAAAGCGGCAAGUACCAAUACUGGAUGAAGUCUACAACGAUGAAUGGAAGCGUCCGAGCAAAAAGAGUGAUGACCUUUCUCGUAAUAAAGAGCUUAAAAUAGAUGCAGAAUAUGACAGUAUUUCCUAUUGGAAAGAGAGGGCGAUGCAGUUAGAAAAAACACUCGAGGCAAGCCUUGAAAGGGAACGCUCGUUGGUUUCAAACUUGGAGGAAAGUAUAAAGAAUCUACAGUCACACACACCUGUGGAGGAAUUCUCUGGAAUGUUAAAACGUGCUGAUUACUUCUUGCACUUGGUUCUUCAAAGUGCUCCUAUUGUUAUUGCUCAUCAGGAUGCUGAUUUACGGUACCGUUUCAUAUUCAAUCACUUCCCCACACUUGCUGAUGAGGAUGUUAUCGGCAAGACAGACUAUGAGAUAUUGUCAGGUGAGGGUAUAGAAGAGAUGAAUAAUGUCAAGCGAGAGGUUAUGGCCAAGCGUAUGCCGACUAAGAGAGAGUUUGUAUUUAAUACACCAUUGUUUGGAGAGAAGACAUUUGUAACAUACAUUGAGCCAGUUUUCAGCAAAGCCGGGGAAACAAUUGGUGUGAAUUAUGUUGCAAUGGACAUAACGGAUCAGAUCAAAAGAAGAGAGAAAAUGGCAGACAUAAGGGUGAGAGAAGCUGUCCAGAAAGCCAAGGAAACGGAACUUAGCAGAUCUAUUCACAUAACAGAGGAAACAAUGCGGGCAAAACAAAUGCUAGCCACCAUGUCCCAUGAGAUCAGAUCUCCUCUUUCAGGGGUUCUUAGCAUGGCCGAAAUUCUUGCAACCACCAAACUUGAUAAAGAACAAUAUCAGUUGCUAGAAGUUAUGUUAUCCUCUGGAGAUCUUGUACUGCAACUGAUUAAUGACAUCCUUGAUCUUUCCAAAGUUGAAUCAGGAGCCAUGAAACUAGAAUCUACGACAUUUAGACCAAGGGAAGUAGUUAAACAUGUACUACAAACUGCGGCAGCAUCUCUGAAGAAGGAAUUGACCCUUGAAGGGUGCAUAGGUGAUGAUGUUCCAUUGGAGGUCAUUGGUGAUGUGCUAAGGAUUCGGCAAAUCCUGACCAAUUUGAUCAGCAAUGCAGUGAAGUUUACACAUGAAGGGAAGGUUGGGAUAAAUCUUCAGGUUGUAUAUGAACACGAGCAACUUCAUAAGAGAGUCCAUUCUGGAAACCCAAUUACUACUGCCCCAGAUAAUUCUGCUGCCAUUCCGAGAAACAAUGAUAAAGAUAUUUCGCGAUGCUCCAAACGUGAAGAUGCUUUUCAGAAUGGCAUUCCAUCAAGUGAAAACUUAGGGGAGCAUCAUGAGGGAGAGGAAGUUGUUUGGCUUCGCUGUGACGUAUAUGACACUGGAAUAGGAAUACCAGAGAAGUCCUUACCGUUGUUGUUCAAGAGGUAUAUGCAAGCCAGUGCUGAUCAUGCAAGAAAAUAUGGUGGGACAGGACUUGGCCUUGCAAUUUGCAAGCAGUUGGUGGAAUUGAUGGGUGGCACUCUAACUGUAGUCAGCAAAGAGAACGAAGGAUCAACAUUUACAUUUGUGCUGCCUUGCAAAAUUCCUGUAAAAGAGGAACACAGUGAUGAUCCAGAUGAAGUGCACAGUUGUAGUUAUAAUGAUCUAGAAGGUUCUUUCCUUUUCAAGCCACACAUGCGAACUUCUCUUCUGUCUUCUGGAGUUUCAACAAUGAACAACACAAAGCUUUUUGGUGGCAAGCUUAUGUGCUGUGAUCCACCUAACAUAUUAAAUGAUCGUAAAGUAUUCUCAAAUGGUUUCACAUCAACGGAACAGAAUUUUGCAAAUUGUGCCCCUUCUGCUCGGCAAUCAAAUGUUCCCAGUGUUAGUGUUAGAAGCACAGCUGAAGAACAACAUGAUAGUGAAAUGGUCUUUGAACUGAAUAGUCAAGCUGAACGGAUUUCCAGUUCCUGUGGAGACUCAGUAUCAGUUUCAGGUGCUAGCUUUCAGGAGGAAACAGGGCCAUGCCAAGUUCUUGAAAAACAGUCGCUCCACAAGAAGUCCAAGUGUUCUCCAAGUGGCAACAAGGCAAAGAUCCUCCUAGUUGAAGAUAACAAGGUCAACAUAAUAGUGGCAAAAUCAAUGCUGGAGCAGUUGGGCCAUGGAAUAGAUAUCGUAAAUAACGGAAUGGAAGCAAUCCGUGCAUUACAGAAGCAUCAAUAUGAUCUCAUCUUGAUGGAUGUUCACAUGCCAGAAAUGGAUGGCCUACAAGCCACUAGAUAUAUCCGCUCUUUCGAGAGUACCGGCUGUUGGGAUCCUUCUGUAAAGCCUGAAGACAAUCAGAUGAUAGCUGACUCAGUUAUUUUAUCUGACUGUGCACAUGCAAAAGGGAAAGGGCAGAGGGUUCCUAUAAUCGCGAUGACUGCGAAUUCUUUCACAGAGAGUGCCAAUGAGUGCCUUGCUGCAGGAAUGGAUUCCUACAUAUCUAAGCCAGUGAACUUUCAGAAUAUAAAAGAAUGCCUGCGGUAUUUGCCAUCUCAAUGACUAACCAAUUAUUGUAAAGUAGAAAGGUAACUUGUAGCUUAGGAAAGUUUUGUGAAAUCAUCUGUCAUUUUCUUGUAAAUCAAUGCAUAAUAAAUAUAGUGUA
Molecule: messenger RNA, 3728 nt
Organism: Phragmites australis (common reed)
Lineage: Eukaryota; Viridiplantae; Streptophyta; Magnoliopsida; Poales; Poaceae
Product: probable histidine kinase 1
Exons: 13
Coding region: 740-3625 (961 amino acids)
Biological process (GO): protein autophosphorylation; phosphorelay signal transduction system
Molecular function (GO): histidine phosphotransfer kinase activity; phosphorelay sensor kinase activity
Source: RefSeq, a predicted model, not a curated record